AUGCAGACUGGUUUGUGGCCAAUGGAGCGGAGAUGCAUGGAGCCAGUUAUCGAGGCCAAGCGCACCGCCUUCCUCAAGUACAAAAAUAAUCCAUCGACGAGGAACCUUGAGGCUCUUAGAAAAGCCAGGGGCAAGGCGCAGCAAACAGCACGACACUGCGCAAACAACUACUGGCUCAAACUCUCCUCCAGCAUACAAGCCGCCUCCGACACAGUGUCAGAAGAGGCUCUGAAUGGCAUCGCAAGCCUGGCUGUGAUGGAGGAGCUUGACAAAGGACCCUACGAAGAGGAGCUUAGCAAAGCCAUUGACAGACUCGCUUGCGGCAAGGCCCCAGGUGCUGAUGGGAUAACACCUGACAUCAUCCAACUUGGGAAACCAACCCUUUUGCCAUAUCUUCACGACCUCCUCUGCCUUUGCUGGAAUGAAGAAGCCGUCCCCCAGGACAUGUGUGACGCCAAAAUCGUCACGCUGUACAAGAACAAGGGUGACCGCAACGACUGUAACAACUACCGCGGCAUCUCUCUGCUCAGCACUGUGGGAAAGGUCUUCACACGCGUUGCCCUUAUCAGGCUCCAGCUUCUGGCAGAGCGCGUCCACCCUGAGUCACAGUGUGGCUUCAGGGCAGCAAGAUCCACGGUGGAUGAUCUAUCUUCAACCUUCGACAACUGCAGGAGAAAUGCUAUUGCAGCUCUAGCAUCCCACACAGAGACAGGGCUCCAGCAGUUGGUGGACAGGCUCUCUUAUGCAUGCAAGGAGUUCGCCCUCACCAUCAGCAUUAAGAAGACCCAUGUCAUGGGCCAAGAAGUCGAAAACACACCCUCCAUCUCUAUUGACAACAAGACUCUAGACUGUGUGGGCACCUUCACGUACCUCGGCUCAACAGUCUCCAGCAACCUGUCACUUGACGCAGAACUGAGUACCCGUCUUGCCAUGGCCGCCAGAGUGGCCAGGCUGGCAAAGAGAGUGUGGACAAGAACCUAA
Molecule: messenger RNA, 981 nt
Organism: Patiria miniata (bat star)
Lineage: Eukaryota; Metazoa; Echinodermata; Asteroidea; Valvatida; Asterinidae
Exons: 3
Coding region: 1-981 (326 amino acids)
Source: RefSeq, a predicted model, not a curated record